This is a messenger RNA of Oldenlandia corymbosa var. corymbosa, 1767 nucleotides long. The record is from the annotation of a GenBank genome assembly. NCBI's taxonomy places the organism in Eukaryota, Viridiplantae, Streptophyta, Magnoliopsida, Gentianales, Rubiaceae.
AUGUCAGAUGGAAUAGAGCUUUUUGACGACACGCGAGAAAGGAGAUCAGAGUUUGAGAACUCAGAAGAUGAAAGGCGAUGUUCAAAGAUAGGUACUUUGAAGAAGAAGGCAAUAAAUGCCUCCAAUAAAUUUACUCAUUCUCUCAAGAAAAGAGGAAAAAGGAAGGUCGAUUACAGGGUCCCCUCUGUUUCCAUAGAGGAUAUCAGGGAUGCAAAAGAGGAGACUGCUGUCAGUGAACUUCGUCAAAAGUUACUAGAAAGAGAUUUGUUGCCGGCGAGACAUGAUGACUACUAUACAUUGCUGAGAUUUUUGAAAGCCCGAGACUUUAACAUCGAAAAGACUAUUCAAAUGUGGGAGGAAAUGCUGCGAUGGAGGAAAGAGUAUGGAACAGACACCAUCUUGGAGGACUUCGAGUUUGAGGAGCUAGAAGAGGUUUUGCAAUAUUACCCUCAAGGAUAUCAUGGAGUUGACAGAGAAGGGAGACCUGUUUAUAUUGAAAGACUUGGACAAGCUCACCCUGGCAAACUAAUGCGCAUUACCACAAUUGAUCGCUACUUGAAAUAUCAUGUCCAGGAGUUUGAGAAAGCCAUUUACGAGAAGUUCCCUGCUUGUUCCAUUGCAGCAAAAAGACGUAUCUGUACAACCACCACAAUCAUAGAUGUCCAAGGCCUGGGAGCUAAGAAUUUCUCGAGGACAGCUGCUAAUCUUUUGGCAUCCUUGACAAAAAUUGAUAAUAAUUAUUAUCCGGAGACACUCCAUCGGAUGUUCAUUACGAAUGCUGGCCCCGGUUUUAAGAAGGUGUUGUGGCCUGCCGCUCAGAAGUUUCUUGAUGCCAAAACUAUUGCAAAAAUUCAGGUUUUGGAGCCUAAAUCUUUGGGCAAACUACUAGAAGUGAUUGACCCAAGUCAAUUGCCUGACUUUUUGGGUGGAUCGUGCUCAUGCCCGGUUGAGGGAGGAUGCCUUCGUUCUAAUAUGGGUCCUUGGAAUGAUCCUGAUAUAAUGAAGAUUGUAUACAAUGUUGAGGCCUCACUUGUGAGGCAGAUUACUAGAGUAAAUGAGCCGCAGAAAUUCGACUCCUAUAUUCAUAUACCACCAUUAAAGGGCAGGACGAGUGAUACAUAUGCAGUUGAAUCUGGAUCGGACGCAGAUGAUUCUUGUUCUCCAACUAGGAAAAAUAGCUUCAGAUUUGCUCGGUUGGCCCCAGUCCAUGAAGAGGCAAAGACAUCUGAAUCGCCCACCUUCUAUAGUUGUAAUGAUCACUUCGCUGAAGAUGCAACUGGGCAUGUUGAGCACGAAUUAGAUAAUGAACCUCGAAUCAGGAGAGCUGGAAAUUCGAAUUUAGAAGCGUCUCUAGCUCGACAUUGGUUCGAAAGUAUCCAGGAGGCAAUCGUGAAGAGGAGCUUCCGAUAUGUGUUGAGGACAGUGAUACCGUUCAUUGUCAAACUUAUCAUGGUUAUCCGAAAUGUUCCUCUUGAUUACUGGAGGAGGCAGACUAAUAUUCAUCCAUCUAAUGCUGCCAUGGAACAGCUACUACCAAAUAAUGAGUCCUCUGCCCAUGCUCGAGCUGUAGGCGAAGAAGAUCAAGUUCUUCCAUGUGUACAGCGUCUUCAGAGACUCGAAAAGUUACUGGAAGAACUAAAUAACAAGCCCAAUGUUAUACCUAAGGAGAAGGACCAAAUGCUGCUGCAGUCUAUGGACAGGAUCAAAUCUGUCGAGACAGACCUUGAGAAAACCAAAAGGGUUAGCUUUAUUGUUGCUUCCCUUUAA